CAUCACCUCCACAGCUCGACAACCAUGCCGAUACUCGGGACCCCCGUUUUGCUGUUUUGGCUCAUGUGGGGCCACUGCUGCGCUCUCAGCGGAAAAGUGAACAAGCACAAGCCGUGGAUAGAGACAUCUUACCAUGGUGUGAUCACAGAGAACAUGGACACAGUGCUGCUGGACCCUCCACUGGUUGCUCUAGACAAGGAUGCCCCGGUCCCCUAUGCUGAGCACUUUCUUCUCACUAUUACUUUGGAGGGGGAGAUUUGUGCCUUUAAGAUCUAUGGUCAGGAUGCUCCCUUCGAGGCCGUGGUGUUAAAUCGCACAUCAGGAGAAGGUGUCCUUAGGGCCAGUGGCCCUGUGGACUGUGAGAGCCAGAAAGAGUACACCUUCAUAAUCCAGGCCUAUGACUGUGGAGCUGGGCCCAGCGGGGCCGACUGGAAGAAAUCCCACAAGGCCGUGGUUCACAUCCAGGUGGAUGACGUCAAUGAGUUCUGCCCUGUGUUUCGGGAGUCACAGUACAAGGCACUGGUAACAGAGGGCAAGAUCUACGACAGCAUUUUACAGGUGGAAGCCUGGGACCAAGACUGCUCUCCACAGUACAGCCAGAUCUGCAACUAUGAAAUCGUCACUGCAGGGACGCCAUUUGCCAUUGACCGCAAUGGUAACAUCAGAAACACGGAGCGGCUUAGCUAUGACAAACAGCAAAGCUACAAGAUUAUGGUGACGGCCUUUGACUGUGGUCAGAAGAGAGCAAAGGAGGAUGUUGCGGUGCAUAUUGAUGUCAAGCCUGUCUGCAAACCUGGAUGGCAAGGUUGGAACAAGCGGGUGGACUAUGAGCCAGGGACUGGAAGCAGGCAGCUGUUUCCCAAGAUGCACUUAGAAACAUGUGGAGGUCCCCUGUCUGGCGUGAAGGCGAUGGUAGAGCUGCAGACCAAUCACAUCGGGAAGGGCUGCGACCGGGAAACAUACUCUGAGAAGUCUUUGCAAAAACUCUGCGGUGCAGCAUCAGGCAGCACCGACCUCCUCCCUGCCCCCAGCCCUUCCACAAACUGGACAGCGUCUCUCCUGACUGACAGCGGCCGAGACAGUGACCUCAUCUACAGAUUCGACGGGCGUCAGGCUGCUAAUGUUCCAGAUCACGUGGUGCCCCAAAACCUGACAGAUCAGUUCACCAUAGCAACAUGGAUGAAACACGGGCCCAGUCCAGGACUCAGAGCUGAGAAGGAAACCUUACUGUGUAACUCUGACAAGACCGAGAUGAACCGCCACCAUUACUCUCUGUAUGUUCACAACUGCCGCCUGGUGUUCUUGCUUAGAAGAGAUUUCACUCAGGUCGACACUUUCAGACCUGCCGAGUUCCACUGGAAACUGGAGCAGAUCUGUGACAAGGAGUGGCACUAUUAUGUGAUCAAUGUGGAGUUUCCUGCAGUGACACUAUUUGUGGAUGGUGUGACCUAUGAACCUUACCUGGUGACGGAUGACUGGCCGAUCCACACCUCGAAGAUUGAUACGCAGCUGACUGUGGGCGCCUGCUGGCAAGGUGGUGAGGUCGCGACCCCAAGGUUCACCCAGUAUUUCCAUGGCAGCCUGUCAGGUCUGACAAUCCGACCAGGCCGCAUUGAAACCCAGAAGGUUAUCUCCUGUUUGCAGGCCUGCAAAGAAGGCCUUGAUAUUAACUCCCUUGAAAGCCUUGCUAAGGACAUCAAGUUCCAUUUCAACCCUGCACAGUCUGUGCUGGUGGUGGAAGGAGAGGAUGUGGACAGCAUCAACACAGCCAUGACCAAGGUCUCCUACAUUAACUCUCGCCAGUUCCCUACGCCAGGCCUCCGCCGGCUACACAUCACCACCACAGUACAGUGUUUCGGGGAGGACACGUGUCUCUCCAUCCCGGACAUCAAGGCGGUAGUGAUGGUCCUGCCGCCCAGCGAACCGAGAAUCACUAUUACAGGAUCUAAUCGGCUCGUCAGGCCUGCCGGUGACCUGCGGGCCCCGCUGGGUGUGGCACCCUUCAAGGAGCUUCACAUCACGAGCACAGUAAUGAAGGGAGACAGCUUCGGUGGCUCCCGCAGACCAGGUGUGAUGGAGGUGAUGCAUAACCUGGACUACUGUGAUGUUCUGGUAAUUGGGGAAGAACUGAAUCCUGAGAGAGAGAGUCUGGAGAUUCAUCACAGUGCUUUGUUGGGAAAACACCUGGAUGCCACCAACUCCACCUCUGGAAUAUCAAUCUAUGGCGUGGACUCCAUGGCCCACUACGAGCAGGCACUGAGACAGGUGCGCUACAGGAACUGGCGACCUGCCACCCUGAGUGAGAGAAGGUUCAGACUCACCUGCUCCGAACUCAACGGACGCUACACCAGCAAUGAGUUCACUUUAGAGGUCAGUGUUCUUCACCACUCAGCACUGGUGGCACAUGUCAAUCAUAUGGCUGCCCAACCUCAGUACAUGAGACCCGUCCAUCACCCACUCAUGAUACACACUCUAAACUCGCACAUGUCAGGAGCAGCACCUCCAGCAGCCACGGUGGUUAUUGUGGUUUGUAUCGCCGCCCUGGUGGUGAUUGUGGUGAUCGGCGUGUACAGGAUCCAUGCCACACAUCAGGAGGGGUCCAGAGAAGAUGAGGACGGGGGCAAAGACCCUGAGGAAGACUGGGACAACUCUGCACUCACGAUCACGGUCAACCCCAUGGAGAACAUAAAAGGAGCUCAGGCACUUGAUGAAGAGGUAAAAGAAGAAGGACAUGAGGAGGAGGAAGAAGAAGAGGAUGAGGAACAGGUGGGAGGAAUGACAAGUGCUGAAUCAGACAACAGUGAUGAAGACGAGGAGGAGGAAGAAGAAGGCGAGAGAGAAGAGGUGAAAGAGAGGAAGCAAAAGGGAAAACUAGAGUGGGACAGUUCCUCCAUGACAUACUAA
Molecule: messenger RNA, 2904 nt
Organism: Chelmon rostratus (copperband butterflyfish)
Lineage: Eukaryota; Metazoa; Chordata; Actinopteri; Chaetodontiformes; Chaetodontidae
Gene: clstn2a
Product: calsyntenin 2a
Exons: 20
Coding region: 25-2904 (959 amino acids)
Biological process (GO): homophilic cell-cell adhesion; positive regulation of synapse assembly; positive regulation of synaptic transmission
Cellular component (GO): cell surface; postsynaptic membrane
Molecular function (GO): X11-like protein binding; calcium ion binding; kinesin binding
Source: RefSeq, a predicted model, not a curated record